ACACUGAAUUGAUAUAUUUUAUUUAGGCAAAUAUACAUAUAGGUAUAUUAAUAUCUGUCAUGUGCUGUACAGCUUCUUUUCUUCGAAAUAAUUAGAAUUGAGGUUAGAUUAAAUAAAAAAUUAGGUUUAUUGGCGUUCAUUCGAUGGUUUUUCAAUUAUUGAAAAGAAAAAUGUCUCAAAGUUUAAUAAUACGAUUGAUGAACAACGCUGAAGUUACGGAGAAGAAAAUAUUAGAAUUGAAAAACAAGUUAGAAGAAGUAAAGAAAAUCAAAAUUCAAGAGAAAAUAAAAGGCCUUACCAAAGAGAAUGCUGAACUUGCGGUAAAAGUAGAAAAAGCUAAGAAUGAACUUAUCAGACUUGAAAUAUUGAAUGGUAAAAAACAAUAUACAAUACCUGGCAAAACAGCUACUGUUGCUGUAACCAAUGAUAUAAAUAAAAACAAUGAUGAUAAAGAAAAGACUACCAAACCAGUGAAAAAAGAAAAAGAACCAGUUAAGAAAAACAAAGAUAAGUCAAAUGAUACAACUAGUGAUGUUGUAGAUGUGCGAAAACUAGAUUUCAGGAUUGGUAAGAUUGUAGAGGUGAACAAACACCCAGAUGCUGAUUCUCUUUAUGUAGAGAAGAUUGACUGUGGAGAAAACAAAUUGCGUACUGUUGUAUCUGGCCUUGUUAAUCAUGUACCCAUUGAAGAGAUGCAAAACAGGAUUGUUAUGGUUCUCUGUAACUUGAAACCUGCAAAGAUGCGGGGAAUAACUUCUGAGGCGAUGGUUAUGUGUGCAUCAUCACCUGAGAAAGUGGAAAUACUUUUGCCUCCAGCAGAAGCUGUGCCUGGGGAUCUGGUUACAUGCGAGGGCUACCCACGUGAGCCUGAGGCUCAGUUAAACCCAAAAAAGAAGGUGUUUGAAACCUGUGCUCCAGACCUAAAAACGAAUGAGGAUAAAGUAGCCUGUUACAAAGGAAACCCACUUGUAAUUCCUGGUAAAGGAGCAGUUAUUGCACCUUCAUUAAAGGGUGUUAGUGUUAAGUAAUUGUGUCUUUAUUACUAGUUAAAUAAAGUUUGUUUUGCUUUAAUUUUUCAUCAAUUAUUUACCCCUGCUGUCAGAUAGAUUCCAAUGUUGGUGAACAGUCCUGCCGGUGGAAACAUGUGACAGGAUUGAGAUGUUUACACAGUUGAUUCUGUAUUACCAGUACAAAUAAAACAAAAUUAUAAGCAAUGUCAACAAUAUAUUAUAUUACAUCUCUAAUUUAAUAUGAUUUUUCUCUAAUAGAAAUUGUUUCUAUAUCAGAUUAUAGAAAAAUAGAAGAAUGUGACAAUGCAACAUUAACUAAGAGACCACAUAAAGCUUGUAUCUCUCGGUGGUCCUGUUCACAGCUCGCACAAGUUAACAUUACGAAAGUUAACACGGGGUUCAACUACAUACCUAAUUUACAGAGUUCUUAUAUUGUAUAACAUUAUUAUUAGUGAUUAGAAGAAUAAUUUAGAAACAAUCAAUACCUUAAUUUAGAAAUUAAAUAAGCCAAUUUUUUUUUAUACAUCAUCGCAAUGUUAAUUCACAGAUUUUAUAUCACUGGUGAUCAGAAACGUGUAAAAAUGUAAAAAAACGCUAACAUUUUAUAUUUUCAAUUGACGUGGUUAAGGACUUGAAGCUCAUGUAAAUUAGGCAUGUGUCUGUAACACACAAUUUUCUGUUUCGUAAAAAACUAUCUAUAUUAACAUCAUAUGUCUGCGCCAGUAAGAAAAUAUUUCUUUACAAUUAAAUAACAACAGGGUGGGCAAGCUAUGUUCUGUGAACAAGUAGAUUUCAUUAUGACCAUGUUAAUUCACACGUAUUAAUUAUAUGUAUUUACAAAUUAUUAUGUCUCGUUAUUAUUGGGACAACACUAUGCAAAUAGAGCUUUUAUUUGUCCCGACAAAGCAAUUUCAAUAUUUAAUUUGGCUGAAUUCAGACUUUCUCAAUGAUUUGGGAGCCAUUAGCAACGUCUAAACGAUUUUUCAGUUGUCUAAAUUACUAGUUAAGUGGUAUGCACUUUAUAUUUGUUUCGUCAAGAGAGAGAUGCACUUUCAUAUUACAAAUCCUUUUGGCCUCAUAACUGGACUAGUCUUUCCUGAUUUACAUUCCAUAUGAUUUGGCUUGCUUAUUUGAAAAUUCAUCUACAGAGAAACAGUGUCGAUAUCAAGAAAUAAAGUGUUCCUUACAAAUCUUACUACAUACUUAUGCCUAGAAAGAUAUCAGCAUUUAACCUAUUGAUCAUUGAUCAGAAUAUUUUAAAAUCGUUUGUACUCUUACAAUGAUUUAAUAGGCUUUUUUAAAAUAGCAUUGACUUCCACUCAAACAUCCCUACUUAAAUGAUCACAAAGAACAUGAAUACAUUUUGUGAUGUGUUCGGCAACAACAAUACUUAAAAAUAAAAUAUUACUUCUAAAGGAUUCGAUUUAUAAUAUCUAUAUAUAUUAUGCUAUUAUAAUUAAGCAUUUACUUAAAGUACUUACCAGCGUUUUAUAGUCACGUCAUUUGACUAAACAUAUCAAUACUUACUAAAUGUUUUGAGGCGACUAUCGCCGUCCCGAUAUACUAAACGACCUGAUAUACAACAGUAAUCAAAUGAUAAUGUGACUGAUUUGAUUCAAUUUGUCCGAAAAGCAUCAACAAAUCGGUCAAGCUUUAUUUUGGACAAAUAUAUUAAUUUUUUUGUGAUUUGCUGCUAAUACAAAGCCAAUAAUUGUCAAGUGCAUACUUUUACCAAUAACAUAUUGUUUUUAAUACUUUACCCGUUACAUGUGCAUUUCGUGCGUCUUUCUGGACAGAUAUGUAAAUUUUUCUCUACUUAAUGUGCAAAUGUAUACGAAGUUGUAGAAAAAGGCUUA
This is a messenger RNA of Amyelois transitella, 2866 nucleotides long. RefSeq names its product aminoacyl tRNA synthase complex-interacting multifunctional protein 1 (gene AIMP1). Gene Ontology annotation, molecular function: tRNA binding. The record is from RefSeq and is a predicted model, not a curated record. Lineage: Eukaryota; Metazoa; Arthropoda; Insecta; Lepidoptera; Pyralidae. The transcript has 3 exons. Bases 144 to 1028 code for a protein of 294 amino acids.